Molecule: messenger RNA, 1810 nt
Organism: Hippocampus zosterae (dwarf seahorse)
Lineage: Eukaryota; Metazoa; Chordata; Actinopteri; Syngnathiformes; Syngnathidae
Gene: degs1
Product: delta(4)-desaturase, sphingolipid 1
Exons: 3
Coding region: 248-1219 (323 amino acids)
Biological process (GO): ceramide biosynthetic process
Cellular component (GO): membrane
Molecular function (GO): sphingolipid delta-4 desaturase activity
Source: RefSeq, a predicted model, not a curated record
GUUACAACUUUAUGUUGUAAAUAGCGAUGAUGUUUUAUGCUAUGUACAGUAAAUACAGUUUAAUAAAUAAGAGGAAAAAACAUCGUUCUUUUGAUUCCGUGUAUGACUUCCGAGUUACAGAAACGCUCCUUCCGCACGUCAUAUGGGCGGGGUGGCGAAGUGGAAAGCAGAAGGACCACCAUUUUACAACGCCGUAGAUUUUUAACUUGUGUGUCUCGGGGAAUACAUUGAAGCUAUUUCUUCUGACAUGGGUAAUCGGGUAACCCGCGAGGACUAUGAAUGGGUCUAUACCGACCAACCACACGCUGACAGGAGGAAAGAGAUCCUUGCGAAAUAUCCACAAAUCAAGUCUCUGAUGGGUCCUGACCGCACCCUGAAAUGGAUUGUGUGCUUGAUGGUGGCUAUCCAAUUUUUAGCUUUUUAUUUCAUCAAAGAUAUGGACUGGAAAUGGGUUUUGUUUUGGACUUACGCUUUCGGGAGCUGUAUCAACCAUUCGAUGACUCUUGCUAUCCACGAAAUCUCCCACAAUACUGCUUUUGGAAACAACAAAGCCACGUGGAACCGAUACUUUGCCAUGUUUGCCAACCUCCCAAUCGGCUUGCCCUACUCUGCCUCGUUCAAACGCUAUCACUUAGACCAUCACCGCUACCUUGGAGGAGAUGGCGUAGAUGUCGACAUCCCGACUGAUUUUGAAGGCUGGUUUUUCUGUACACGUUUCCGCAAAUUCAUCUGGAUUAUUCUUCAGCCUCUUUUCUAUGCCAUUCGACCUCUUUGUAUAAACCCAAAACCUAUAACACAGUUGGAACUGACCAAUGUUUUUGUUCAACUCUCCUUUGACGUUCUGCUCUUCUGGGUGUGGGGGGUCAAGCCUGUGGUGUACAUGCUGGCUGGCUCCUUGCUAGGUAUGGGUAUACACCCGAUCUCUGGUCACUUCAUCGCCGAACACUACAUGUUCCUCAAGGGCCAUGAAACCUACUCCUACUACGGCUGCCUCAAUCUGCUCACCUUCAAUGUUGGCUAUCACAAUGAACACCAUGACUUCCCCAGCAUCCCGGGACGAAGGCUCCCUUUGGUGAAGAAAAUAGCUGCAGAGUAUUAUGAUGACCUUCCUCAAUACACAUCGUGGGUGAAAGUGCUGUAUGACUUCAUCAUGGAUGACACAUUAAGCCCAUACUCGCGUGUCAAGAGGAAGCUGAAAGGAGAUGUCAAACUGGAGUAAUUUCAAUGAGAGCUUCUCUGGAACAAAACAACAAAGACGUUUUGUUCACUUUUUAAUAGAAAGGUAUUAACAUUCAAAAUGUUGAUUCCCUCCUCCCUCUCUUAACCUCAAUUCACAGGAAAUAUUUAAUUAUCAAGGUCUGAAAGCCAACUUGUAUACUAUAAUCCAUUCACAGUUGUUGGGAUAUCAAUUGAAGAGACUGCCAUGAGAUAUUUGUUACUGUUGAUGGACAUCGUUGGUUAUGCCUGGUUUGUGUGUUGGUCAAAUAUUUUUUCUGAAAUUAGACGCAUAACAAAGAUUUUGUUGCAGUAAACCUUUUUUUCAUAUUUAAGAGAAGAAAAAAAAGGAAUCCAUUGUCGGUGUGUAUUUUCAAUAUUUUAAUGGGCUCUGCAACAAUUUCGACCAUGUGUGUCUCCUUUUUAAGUCUUCACUUUGGCUAUUUCAUGUGUCUCCACAUUUUAACAUUUUUCUUCUGCAUCAAAUGUACUAACGACAGUAAAUUAACACAUUGAAUAAUAUUAAUUGCAUCUUUGUUUAAUGACAAUUGUCUGCUUCAUUCAGAUGUUUUGAGUAAAACUUAAUUUAGAAAUU